This is a messenger RNA of Gymnodraco acuticeps, 735 nucleotides long. Its product is annotated as zinc finger BED domain-containing protein 4-like. Lineage: Eukaryota; Metazoa; Chordata; Actinopteri; Perciformes; Bathydraconidae. The record is from RefSeq and is a predicted model, not a curated record. The coding region runs from base 49 to 735 and encodes 228 amino acids. The transcript has 4 exons.
CAUGGCCUAAGGGACUUACUUCAAGGCUGGGGACUGAAAGAGGAGAACAUGAUCUGCAUGACCACAGACAGUGGAGCCAACAUGGUUAAAGCUUUGGAUCUUAACGCCUGGACUCGCCUGCAGUGCUUUGGUCACAGACUUCACCUGGCCAUCGAAAAAAGUGCCAAAGACCCUCGUGUUGAUCGCACAGUGUCCAUCUUGAAGAAAAUGGUCAGUGCAUUCUCCUUCAGCUGGAAGAAAAAUAGGGAGUUGGCUAGGCUUCAAACAGAGAUGAAGCUACCUCCGCACAAACUCAUCACCGACUCACCAACUCGAUGGGGCUCCAAACUCGCUAUGAUUGAGAGAGUGUUGGAACAGGAAAAGGCCAUUUCUGAGAUCCUUAAGGCAGACAAGAAGACAAGGUGUUUGGUCGCUGGAUACAACGAAAAGGAUGUGAUGGAGUCUGUAGUGAAGGCCCUGGGUCCACUACGGGACUUCACAGAUGCACUCUCAGGUGAGGACUAUGUGAGUGUGUCUUAUGCAAAGCCAGUGCUUCACCUGUUCAAAGAACACCUCUUAAAAGCGGAUGAUGAUGACACUGACCUCUCAGGAGAAAUGAAGAUGACCAUUCUCAACUACCUCACUGACAAAUACAAGGAUCCCAAAACUGAUGAACUGCUGGAUGUGGCUUCACUUGUUGAUCCAAGCACAGUGUCCCGCAGCAUCUUCAUCUACCUCCACAUCACAGAGCCUUGA